Messenger RNA from Hansenula ciferrii, 1137 nucleotides. RefSeq names its product fatty acid alpha-hydroxylase (gene SCS7). The record is from RefSeq and is a predicted model, not a curated record. The transcript has a single exon. The coding region runs from base 1 to 1137 and encodes 378 amino acids. Gene Ontology annotation, molecular function: heme binding; fatty acid 2-hydroxylase activity; iron ion binding. Gene Ontology annotation, biological process: lipid biosynthetic process; fatty acid metabolic process. Gene Ontology annotation, cellular component: membrane; endoplasmic reticulum. Lineage: Eukaryota; Fungi; Ascomycota; Saccharomycetes; Phaffomycetales; Wickerhamomycetaceae.
AUGUCACAAACUUUACCAUUAUAUUCUAAAAAAACAUUAGAAGCUCAUACAAAUGAAAAUGAUGUUUGGGUUUCCCUUUAUAACAGAAAAAUAUAUAACGUUACUUCAUUUUUAGAAGAACAUCCAGGUGGUGGUGAUUUAAUCUUGGAUUAUGCCGGUAAAGAUAUUACAGAUAUUUUAGCUGAUGAAAUUAGUCAUGAACAUAGUGAAACAACUUAUGAAAUCUUGGAUGAAAAUUAUCUUAUUGGUUAUUUAGCUACUGAAGAAGAAGAAGAAGAAUUAUUAGCAAAUCCAAAACAUGAUGUUGAAGUUAAAAUUGAUAAUUUACAUUCUGUUAAUUAUGAUUCAACAAAAUUAGAUGGUUUACCAGAAUAUGAAAAAUUAAAUAUUAUUACUGAUUUUAGUCAUGAUUAUAAAAAUCAUAAAUUCUUGGAUCUUAAUCAACCUUUAUUAUUACAAGUUUUAUUUGGUGGAUUUACAAAAGAUUUUUAUUUAGAUCAAGUUCAUAGACCAAGACAUUAUGGGAAAGGUUCUGCUCCAUUAUUUGGUAAUUUCUUAGAACCAUUAUCAUUAACACCAUGGUGGGUUGUUCCAACAAUUUGGAUCCCUGUUGAUUUAUUUAUUUUUGGCGUUGGAUUUAUGAAUCAAAAUGCAUUUUUAUCAAUUUUCCUUUUCGGGUUGGGGUUAUUUGUUUGGACAUUAAUUGAAUAUGGUUUACAUAGAUUUUUAUUCCAUUUAGAUCAUUAUUUACCAGAUCAUUCAAUUGCUUUUACAAUUCAUUUCUUAUUACAUGGUGUUCAUCAUUAUUUACCAAUGGAUCGUUAUAGAUUAGUUAUGCCACCAACUUUAUUCAUUGCAUUAGCUUAUCCUUUUUAUAAAUUAGUUUUCGGAAUUUUACCAUUUUAUAUGGCAUGUUCAGGUUUUGCAGGUGGGUUUUUAGGUUAUAUCAUGUAUGAUUGUACUCAUUAUAUUUUACAUCAUGCAAAAUUACCAAGUUAUUUACAACAAUUGAAAAAAUAUCAUUUAGAACAUCAUUAUAAAAAUUAUGAAUUAGGUUUUGGUGUUACAGGUUGGCAUUGGGAUAAAGUAUUUGGUACAUUUUUAGAAGUUGGUAAUAAUGCUCAAAAAAUGCAAUAA